Molecule: messenger RNA, 237 nt
Organism: Rhinolophus ferrumequinum (greater horseshoe bat)
Lineage: Eukaryota; Metazoa; Chordata; Mammalia; Chiroptera; Rhinolophidae
Product: SNRPN upstream reading frame protein-like
Exons: 1
Coding region: 1-237 (78 amino acids)
Cellular component (GO): nuclear speck
Source: RefSeq, a predicted model, not a curated record
AUGGAGUGGGCCAGGGACUGCUUACACCUAAGACAGACUACAGACCACCAUGUACCCGAGGUGGAAGUCCAAGUCAAACAUAGGAUAGCCUUACUGAACAACCAAGAAUGGCAGCUGGGCCCGAGGCAAUCCCAGCAGCAGCAAGGGAUAGUUGAUUUCCAGGUGGAGCCGAGACAGGCAUUCUUAGUCGAGACACCAAGAGGUAUUAAAGCAGUAUUGGAACAUCAAGGUAGCUGA